Molecule: messenger RNA, 2109 nt
Organism: Betta splendens (Siamese fighting fish)
Lineage: Eukaryota; Metazoa; Chordata; Actinopteri; Anabantiformes; Osphronemidae
Gene: bri3
Product: brain protein I3
Exons: 3
Coding region: 650-1036 (128 amino acids)
Source: RefSeq, a predicted model, not a curated record
CACGCCCGUCGUCCACACACGCGUCUCUGUCCCAGUGGAUUUAUUAAACGCCAGCAGCUGCAUCAUCCUGCGGGCUCGUUGUGAAUAUAAAUGGCUCCUGCAGGUGAUCCCGUGCCUUUUUGUGACAGCGGUCCUCCGCAUUGCACUGCAUGCAGCGGCUGCCUGCACUCCGGCUCGGUUAUUUUUCGGGGCCUGUCGCUUUAAGAAGCCUUUCACUGCGCAGAGGCGCUACAGCAGCGCAUCACAUGAUUCUUCUCUUGUGACAAUCCAGACAGAAAGGAAAAGCCUUUCUGACUUCCAGCUGCUUCACAAGGGGCUGUGAUGACUUUUGUUUUGAUACCGAAGGACCAACUGGGAAGACGGGCAUGGAGUUAAGUUAACUAUUACCAGACUGGCUCACAUCAUUCCUGCGUUCAAAGUGGUGGGAAUCUGGUUCUGUUGCGCCGCCGGGGACAAAGUUGGCGCAUGGAGAGCGACGAAGUUUCAUUUUUGCGCAGCGUCUCGUCUUUGUUGCCGUCGCCACUGCGUCUGAACCAGCGUCCCGCAGCGUUUGGGACGACCCAAGCCAAGUAGCCGGAGUUCGGUUCGGACCGUUUCUGUCGCCAAACCAGCGAGUAAAGGGCAGCGAGGGCGCGUUACACCCGGAGAGAUGGUGGACAGCAAGCCGCUUCUCCAGGACAGACCUCCCGCCUACAACACGGUGCCCGGGACCUACGAGUACGGGCCGCAGCAGCCCGGCUACGGGGCCAUCCCGCCCGCCGCCCCGCCGCCGUACCAGUACCCCGGCGGCCCAGGUUACCCUCCGGCCCAGAUGGGUCCUGCGGUGGCCCAGCAGCCCUACACCGGCACCUACACCAUCAUCCAGCCGUCGGUGGUGGUGGUGGGAGGCUGCCCCGCCUGCAGGGUCGGCGUCCUGGAGGAUGACUUCACCUGCCUGGGCAUCCUGUGCGCCAUCUUCUUCUUCCCGCUGGGCAUCCUCUUCUGCUUCGCGCUGCGGCAGAGACGCUGUCCCAACUGCGGCGCUACGUUCGGCUAGUCGGACCAAAGCCACGCCCCCUCCCUCGGCUCUCCUCUCCUCCUCCUUUCCUUCAUAUUGCACAUUGCUGUUGCCAAUCAAGCUGUUGUCACAGUGUGGGGUCUGUUUUAAUUAGACGCUGGUGUAGAAACCUUUCUUCGGCUACUGGGGACCUACUGUGUCCCAGCAAACGUAGGCGUCCGGCUGCCAGUGCCUUCACCAAACGCAGUUCAGUCUCCGUAGAUUCAGCUCAAUUAGGAAGAUCUGAGCGGAUUCCUUCAUGAUUUAUCAAGUUAGAAUCAAACGUCAUAGUUUUCUUUAGCUUGUUUUUUUUGUAUCUUCUGGCACAUUGCACUCACUUGUUUGGUUAAUUAGUGCUGAGUGAAUUAGUAGAUGACUCAUGUAUUGGCUUUCCUGUGCGUUUUUCCUCUUGGCUGAGUGUCAGAAGGAGACGCGUACCCGCCUCUGGACAGUGGACUGAGGGAACCUGCGGCGUUUUGUCUGUUUUCGUUGAUUCUGUUUCUUGGGGCCAUAUUUGCACUGACUGUUUGUUGGAUGGUGGUUCUGCGGGGCUGUGCUUUUUUUCCAGGGCCAAUGCAGACCUCAGGUACACACAAUCUGAAACGCCCUCGGCUCUACAACCUCCAUCGCUGUGUUGACAUCGGACUCCUCCCUUUUUGCGCGGAGCAUCCCUUUAAGGAAGCAUGCUGAAGAAAUCUGUGUGUAAUCUCUGGAUUUUUAUCUUAGUACUCCACUGUGUGACAAGUCACCUGCCUCGCCCUCGCCCCCAGCCAGACAAUCAAUCAAUAAGGUCUUUGUCCCUGUGUCUGCGGUGCAUCCACAUCUGCGUCUUCCAUCACAGUGAGCUGUUACGACUGUCCACGGCAGAGGAGAAAAGACAUCGUGCUCUAGAAAAGACACUACACAUGCUUUUAUGAUUGAGGUUCCUACUUUUUAUAUGAGUUACGGUAAUUAAAAACGAAUGCCACUUAACCCUUACUCCUACUUUCGACACUUGGUGUAAAUCACUUGUGCAUGACGAAAAACUAAAACAGUAAAUUGAAGAAAUAAAUCUUUAUUUUUCCAUAUGACAA